AUGCCUGUUGUUCCUGUAUCGUUAAAUGAUACAGCUCCUAAUGAAAAUAGCACACUCCCCCACGGCCAAGAUCAUGAUAUAGAGCCAACGGUUGAUAAUCACUCACCAUAUCCAGAGAGACAUUUAGACUCAACCGGAUCUCAUGUAUCUUCCAUCAAAAGCAGUGAUGAAAACGACGACGACACUCCAGAGCUCAAACCUUUCCAGGGCCAAGAUUUAGAAAAAGGCCAGCAAUUACAAGACCAAGACGUUUCUGAUUACGACUACCCUAGAGAGGGUGAUGAAUUAUCGAGACUUGAAACCAAUGCCCAACUAUCACGAGAACUUUCGAGAAGAAUAACAAAUACUGGGUCCUUCUUGACACGCGACUAUGCAGACACUACUCAUUUAAGCAUGGGUGAAAACAUUCCCUUCCCACCAAUGCUACCUGAUAGAAACCCAUACUGUGUUGCAUUCAAUGGAUUAAGCGACUCAUAUCAUCCUCACAACUAUCCACUUUGGAAAAAACUCCUAUACAGUGCCUCAGUGGCAACUGCUGCGUUGUCCAUGUCGAUGGGAUCGGCUAUGUUUUCCCAGGGCUCGGAAGAAUUGAGAGAAAUCUACCACAUUGGUACUUCGGUUGCUGCAUUGGCCACAUCGUUGUUUGUGUUUGGUUUUGCUGCUGGUCCUGUUAUUUAUGGGCCCAUGUCUGAAUUGUUUGGUAGAAAACCAGUGUUGGUGAUUUCAUCUCUUGGUUAUGUGUGCUUCCAGUUUGGUGUAGCCACUGCCAAGGACUUGCAGACGAUUAUGUUGUGUCGAUUCUUUGCCGGGUUCGUUGGUAGUGCAUCUUUGGUGGUUGCGCCAGCAGUAAUGGUUGAUUUGUUCAAGGCAAGAGUCAGGGGUUCUGCCAUCUCCGUAUUUGCAUGUGUCUUGUUUGGUGGGCCCAUGUUGGCACCAAUCUUGGGUGGAUUUAUUGUCAAAAACAGCAGUUUAGGAUAUCGUUGGACAUCAUACAUUUCGGCUCUUAUUGGAUGUUUGGCUUUGUUUAUGAAUACGUUCUUGUUACAAGAGACCCACCACCCAGUGUUGUUGGCAAGAAAAGCAGAGUUGUUGAGACGUAAAACUGGUAACUGGGGGAUUUUCGCUCCACACGAAGAGGUCAGUUUGAAUUUGAGUGAAAUUUUCAGAAACAAUAUUUUGAGGCCAUUAAAGUUAUUAUUUACCGAGCCAAUUGUUUUUCUUGUCAGUAUCUACAAUGCAUUUAUCUACGGUAUGCUUUAUGCAUUCUUGACUGUUAUCCCAUUGGUAUUUACUGGCCGUUACCAUUGGUCUCAAGGUGUAGGUGAAUUACCCUACUUGUCUAUGUUGCUUGGUGUCUUUUCUGGUGGACUAACCAUUGUAUACUUUGAAAUGAGAUUGAACAAAAAGGUUGACCAAGGUUUGAAACCAACACCAGAAAACAGGCUACCACCAAUUAUGAUUGGAGGAUUUACAUUUGUUAUUGGUAUCUUUUGGCUUGGUUGGACUGGUGAUUAUGCCGAACACGUGCAUUGGAUUGUUCCCGUGAUUGCCGCAUUUUUCGUGGGUAAUGGAUUGAUGUUGAUCUUUUUGCCAACAAUGAACUACAUUAUCGAUUGUUAUUUAUACGUUGCUGCUUCAGCGUUGGCAGGUAACACUUUCCUCAGAUCCGCGUUUGGUGCCGCAUUUCCUCUUUUCACCACGCAAAUGUUUAAUAACUUGACAAUUAAGUGGGCGGCAACAUUGUUGGGAUGUUUGGGGGUGUUGAUGAUUCCCGUUCCAUUCUUGUUUUACAAGUAUGGUGCUUGGGUUAGAAGCAAAUCCAAAUUUGCCAUGAAGUGA
Messenger RNA from Lodderomyces theae, 1839 nucleotides. RefSeq names its product MFS transporter. Gene Ontology annotation, biological process: transmembrane transport. Bases 1 to 1839 code for a protein of 612 amino acids. NCBI's taxonomy places the organism in Eukaryota, Fungi, Ascomycota, Pichiomycetes, Serinales, Debaryomycetaceae. The record is from RefSeq and is a predicted model, not a curated record. The transcript has a single exon. Gene Ontology annotation, molecular function: transmembrane transporter activity.